GAGCUUGGAUUUGAUGAGAUUGGGCCAGUCUGGGAGUUGUUGGGCUCUGCUUGAGAUUCAAUCCAAUCUGUCCAUAUUGAUCCACAAAAUAAAAACCGUUACGAAAGGCAUAUUAAAAAAAAAAACAGAAGAAAACUAGUCAAAAAAUAAAAUAAAAUAAUAAAGUACGGGAAAUAUUGAGGUAAAGUAAGGGAAAGUGGUCAGAAAUGGAGGUGUCCGAGGUACCACAGGGUGGUAGUUCUGUCCAGAAGAGCCAAAUGGCCAUCAGUGAGAGUUCCCAGGAGAGUUCCCUCCAGAAGACCUCAACGGGCCAGGUUUCCAGCUCAGUGGCGACAUCUAAGAAUGUGGCUGAAAGUGUUGAAAAAUCCUCAAGUGUCACCUCAUCCAGCAUUCAGGUCCAGAAGUCCUCAGUGACCUCGGCGCCAAAUGUCAAUGGCGAUGACAGCAACGAUGAGGAAGUGGAGGAGGAAGAAAUAAUUGAGGAGGAGGCUGAAGAAGAGGCCGAUGAUGCCUCAUCCUCCUCCACUGAAGUCAUAAUUGUCAGGAAAAUCGUUAGAAAGAAAAAACGACCUACCGAAACAAUAAAAACCCCUGAAAAACUUCCGGAAAAGGUUCCGGAAAAAAUUCCGGAAGAAGAAAUUCCGAAAAUUCCGGAAAAACUCGAAGAUACCAAAAAAGUCCCUGAGGAGGAAUCAAAAGAAUCCCCCCCAGAGGUAAUUGAUACUGAGAAAAAAGAUGGCGCUGAUGUGGAAAAAGAUGAAGAUUCAGUGGAACAAGAUGGAUCAGCUGAAGAGUCAGGAGAAGAGGAGGAAUCCCCCGAUGAUGAUGAUGAUGAUGGAAAAUCAGAGACAGAGAGAGUUGAGGCUAAAGAGACAGCAGAAGUUGAAGAUGAGCCAGAAAAAACCAAUUUACCAGCAGAAAUUGAGGUUAAGGAUCAAUUGCAGGUGACUGAUGUACCAUCUACAAAUGGUGAAAUCAAACAGGAUAGUAUUAAGGCAACUAUCCAUGAAAUUAUCAAUGAUAUUGAUCGACAAAUAACUGAAGAAACUGUUCCGGAACCACCUACCACCAUCACCACCACCACAGAGAAGAUUGAGGUACCGGAACUACCAAAACAGGAACCACCAAAACAACCAGAACAACCUGCACCAGUACCAUCUGUUCCUGUACAGCCACAACAGAGAAUCCCAGAAUCACCACCAAAGAUACCUCCCACAGUCACAUCAAUGGCUAAUGAUGAUGCUCGCGAUGACAAAGAAAACGGCCCCAGAGUCGUUGAUCUGCAGAAAAUCUUCACACCGGCAUCGGAUGCCGAAGAAAUUCAACCAUCGCGACAACGUAAACUGUAUGCUUCGUCAUCAUUUUACUCACCGGUACUCCAUCCCACCGUGGAGGACCAAGUGGAGUUGGCCAGGAGGAUAUCGCACUCGCUGAGCGACAUCAGCAACCAACACUCCAAGGGGCAGUCCAUGUACGUCAAUCGGAAGAAGCGCUCUGUGAAGUGGGUACACGAGGGUGAAGGCAAAGGUCUCGUUAAGAUGUACAGCAGCAGCGUAAGUCACGAGGAGACAACACGUCACGAAUCGUAUACUCAUCAGGAUAAGCUACCCCUUAAAUUGGUUAUGAAUCCACGUGGUCAGGUGCAGGAUCUCGAGACACUACGAAAACAGGGAAUCCUCAUAGAUCCAACACCUCAAUCACCUGAUCGUUGUGCUGAAGUUGUCAAUGCCCUACAGGCCACUGGAGGCAAAGGUGCAGAAUUAUUUGCUAAACGUCGCAAGAAGUCAGAAAAAUGGGUGGUUGAUGAGACAUCGAGAGCAUCACAGCCUACAACACCCAUGACAAAUAUGGCACCUGUAACGCCAGCCUUUACCGAUUUGGGCGUUCAGAGAGCCCAGCAGACCAUUAAGCUCAAUCAAAUUCAAGAAAAAUAUGCACAACCCCGUGUGAAAAUUGUCAAGAGCCCAUGGCAGACAGCUUUGGAAUCUGGUGGUAAUGUCGAAGGGGCCUUCCAUGAGCCAACUGUACCACCAAGAUCCCUUCCAACAUCACCCAAAAUCCUACCCCAGCAACGUUCUCCACCGUCUCCAGCACAGAUCACCAGGGACCUAGCCUAUCGUCCAUCUGUGCCACAGGGAUGGAAUGCACCUAGACCCCAUUUGCCCCUAGACAAAUUAGAUCAAGCUGAGCCAGAAGAAGAAGAAGAAGAAGUCCAAGUGAUCCAGGAUAUCACUGAAAAUCUUCAAGAUGAUCCUGAUGACAGGACUCUAAGCGAUCCCAAUGAAAUUGACUACAGGAAGGUACCAGUUAAGGCACUCAUAGAUACAUUUGAGAAGAAAAAAGGUAUCUACACACCGCCCGAAUUACCACUCAAUAGCUAUGCUCCGCCACCUCGAGUUGACCUACCACCACCGCAGGAGCCCCCCGCCCCAAUUAGACGACCACAGCCACCCCCAGUGGUGCCAUCGGCCAUCCAGAGGGCUCCACAGUCACCAAUUUAUGCUCCACAGCGCCCAAAGGCAACUCCAGUGAUCCAGAUGGCACCCCAACCGAUGCCACAGCCUACGCCACAGCCAAUUCAUGGGGCACCAGUUGGCAAAUGGCGCAACUACAACACUGCAGCACGUGGCUGGCGCGGUGCUGAUAUCUAUCGACCCGUCACCUUUGAUCAAAUCACCCCUCAGCUACCCUUCACUGACUUCUAAGAGCAACAUACCCCCCUCAAAAACCGACCUCAACCGCCCCCACAAAGCUUCUUUGGCCCCCUUUUUGCUUCAAAUGCUUCAAAUAUUGCUCAAACGCUGUGUAUUUUGAGAGUAAAUGAGUUGACAGAUAGA
This is a messenger RNA of Phlebotomus papatasi, 2837 nucleotides long. RefSeq lists its product as uncharacterized. NCBI's taxonomy places the organism in Eukaryota, Metazoa, Arthropoda, Insecta, Diptera, Psychodidae. The record is from RefSeq and is a predicted model, not a curated record. Gene Ontology annotation, biological process: positive regulation of actin filament bundle assembly. Gene Ontology annotation, cellular component: nucleus; actin cytoskeleton; Z disc. The transcript is spliced from 10 exons. Gene Ontology annotation, molecular function: actin binding. The coding region runs from base 207 to 2705 and encodes 832 amino acids.